CACAAAAUAUAAAAGAUGCCCAAUGUUGGGUUCAUCUUCACACUUCUCUCUCAACUGUCUUUCGAACAGCAACAGAGUAACCCCAAACUUUGCUUAAGAAUGAAAUUCAUCGUCGCUCUCGCUUUCUUGGCCGUGGCUUUGGCUGCACCGCAAGGAGACAAGAAGCCCAUUGAGAUUAUUUCAUCCAAUAGCGAAACGAACGCUGAUGGCAGCUACUCUUUCGAUUUCGAGAGCGCUGAUGGCACUAAAGUGCAGGAAAGUGGCAGCCAGAAGCAAGUUGGACCUAAACCCGAAGACAUCGGCACCGUCUCCAAGGGAUCUUACUCCUACACCUCUCCCGAUGGCGUCGUCAUCACUGUCAACUGGGUUGCCGACGAGAACGGUUUCCAGGCUACCGGUGACCAUUUGCCCACUCCUCCCCCGAUGCCCGAGCACGUCGUCAAACUUUUGGCCGACUUGAAAGCCGCCGGUCUUUUGUAAACGGCUCAACCAUAUGCAAUUUUGCGACUUUUGCUUUUAUAUAUGUACAUAACGUUCACGAUGCUUUACGACCGCCUGUAACGUUGAAAGCAGAGAAAAUGUGCUUGUAUUACGAUUUCCGUUAGCAAGUUACAUAAUACAUUUUUGUACGUUAUUCAAA
Molecule: messenger RNA, 640 nt
Organism: Daphnia carinata
Lineage: Eukaryota; Metazoa; Arthropoda; Branchiopoda; Diplostraca; Daphniidae
Product: larval cuticle protein 1-like
Exons: 3
Coding region: 16-480 (154 amino acids)
Cellular component (GO): chitin-based extracellular matrix
Molecular function (GO): structural constituent of chitin-based larval cuticle
Source: RefSeq, a predicted model, not a curated record